CCAGUACACCAUAGAGAACCGGAAGACGCUUGAGCAGAAAGGCCCGGAAGGGAAAGGGACGGUUGAUACGGUGUGGUUUGGACUAGAAUGACCACUUUAGUGCUGGAUAACGGAGCCUACAACGCUAAAAUCGGUUACAGCCAUGAAAAUGUCUCGGUUAUUCCCAAUUGUCAGUUCAGGUCAAAAACAGCACGUCUUAAAACAUUUACUGCUAACCAGAUAGAUGAAAUAAAAGACCCUUCAGGACUCUUUUACAUCCUUCCUUUUCAAAAGGUUGAUUUUUUAGAUACUAAUAUUAUUAUCACAGAACCGUAUUUUAACUUCACUUCAAUUCAAGAAUCAAUGAAUGAAAUUCUAUUUGAAGAAUACCAGUUUCAAGCAGUAUUAAGAGUAAAUGCGGGGACCCUCAGUGCACAUAGGUAUUUCCGAGACAACCCUUCUGAGUUGUGCUGUAUUAUUGUAGACAGUGGAUAUUCUUUUACACAUAUAGUUCCGUAUUGUAGAAGUAAAAAGAAAAAAGAAGCAAUUAUUCGGAUAAAUGUGGGCGGAAAGCUCUUAACCAACCACCUAAAGGAGAUCAUCUCGUACAGACAGCUACAUGUUAUGGAUGAAACACAUGUUAUUAAUCAAGUGAAAGAAGAUGUGUGCUAUGUGUCUCAGGAUUUUUAUAGAGACAUGGAUAUUGCAAAGUUGAAAGGAGAAGACAAUACAGUAAUGGUAGACUAUGUUUUGCCUGACUUCAGUACAAUUAAAAAGGGCUUUUGUAAGCCAAGGGAAGAGAUGGUCUUGAGUGGAAAAUACAAAUCUGGGGAACAAAUUCUCCGUCUGGCCAAUGAAAGAUUCGCUGUUCCAGAAAUACUCUUUAACCCUUCGGACAUAGGCAUCCAAGAAAUGGGAAUUCCAGAGGCUAUAGUCUAUUCCAUUCAAAACUUGCCUGAAGAAAUGCAGCCACAUUUUUUUAAGAACAUCGUUUUGACAGGCGGAAAUUCCCUUUUUCCAGGAUUUAGAGAUCGCGUCUACUCAGAAGUUCGAUGUCUUACUCCCACAGAUUAUGAUGUUUCGGUUGUGCUGCCUGAGAACCCUAUUACUUAUGCCUGGGAAGGUGGAAAGUUGAUAUCAGAGAACGAUGACUUUGAAGAUAUGGUGGUGACGAGAGAGGACUAUGAAGAAAAUGGACACAGUAUCUGUGAAGAGAAAUUUGAUAUUUAAGGGACCUUUCUGAAUGCAAGUCUUGAUUGGUUGUAACUGAAGUUUAAUUUCAGCAUUUCCUUAAAGAAGGCUAAAGACCUGUGUUACUUUUCAGUCUAAGAUUAAGUCAUGUAAAUACUUCGAUCCAUGGCUGAUGUUUCAAAGGCUUCUUAGGGUUAUUCCAGUAAACUAUAAGUCAGCCCGUAUUUUCAUUUAGGAGCUGCACUCCCUUAGCAUUGCUUGUGCUGUUUUUUGAGAGUAGGUUAUUUUUCACUAGAAGGUGAAAGUGAAUGUAGUUUAAUUCUUUGUAGCUGAAGGCUACGAAUUUAACUGUCUCACUGGUCAGUUUUGUGUAGAAGGUAGUUUUGAGACUUUGACUAAUAAUUCGUCAAAGUGUUUAUAGGCUUAUAUGAUUUUUCUGUCUCUUAAAACAGUAUUGUAUUUAAAAGGUGUCAUUCUUAAUGUACAAUAAAGUUGGAAAAACUAAUAUACCA
Molecule: messenger RNA, 1682 nt
Organism: Heterocephalus glaber (naked mole-rat)
Lineage: Eukaryota; Metazoa; Chordata; Mammalia; Rodentia; Bathyergidae
Source: RefSeq, a predicted model, not a curated record